Molecule: messenger RNA, 5923 nt
Organism: Lymnaea stagnalis (great pond snail)
Lineage: Eukaryota; Metazoa; Mollusca; Gastropoda; Lymnaeidae
Source: the annotation of a GenBank genome assembly
AGCAUCGAACCUCUCGGCCCGGCAUGACGGCGCAAAGUCUAAGCUGAAGAACCUGGUCCUGAGGCGAGCCAGGGCCGACGACAUGAAGUUUCUGUUGGAGCUCGGGGAAGUGUACAAGGGUCGGGACCACUUCAACCUGCAGCUGCACGGUCACCUCAACAACUGGAUGUGCUACCCUGUGGUGGCAGAAAUCGACGGGUUGGUGGUGAGUACAGCAACGGGUUGGUGGUGAGUACAGCAACGGGUUGGUGACGAGUACAGCCAUCGCACGUCCAUGCAACCCUUGAGGCUGCAGGGUGGGGGGGCUCGGGUAUUUACGAGGCACAACAUUUUCAUGUGAGCUUUUCAUUAAACAACUGACUUUGAUUAUAGUGGGUAAGAAAUCAAAAUGUACCAGGGGGCCUCCACAAGUUAGGCGACGGCUUUGGUGGUGAGUCAUGGCUUGUGGCUUUCAGCGAGUCAAGUGUGAGGUGAGUCAUGGCCUGUGGGCUUUCCGUGAGUCAAGUGUGUGUGGUGAGUCAUGGCUUGUGGGCUUUCAGUGAGUCAAGUGUGUGUGGUGAGUCAUGGCCUGUCGGCUAUAAGUGAGUCAAGUGGGUGUGGUGAGGCAUGUCUUAUGGCUUUCAGUGAUUCAUGUGUGUGUGGUGAGUGUGUGUGUGGUGAGUCAUGGCCUGUGGGCUUUCCGUGAGUCAGGUGUGUGUGGUGAGUCAUGGCUUGUGGGCUUUCAGUGAGUCAAGUGUGUGUGGUGAGUCAUGGCCUGUCGGCUAUAAGUGAGUCAAGUGUGUGUGGUGAGUCAUGUCUUGUGGCUUUCAGUGAUUAAUGUGUGUGUGGUGAGUCAUGGAUUGUGGGCUUUCAGUGAGUCAAGUGUGUGUGGUGAGUCAUGGCUUGUGGCUUUCAGUGAGUCAAGUGUGUGUGGUGAGUCAUGGCGUGUGGCUUUCAGUGAGUCAAGUGUGUGUGGUGAGUCAUGGACUAUCGGCUAUCAGGCUGUUGAAGAGGGUGGUGUUGGUGUUGAGUCUUGUCUUUUGAACUGCCUUAACUUGCAAGUGGAGGCUGCGUGAAUUGUCUUGCGGUCCAUCUCCACUAAUACCAUUUGUCAGUUAACAGCUUUAUGCACCCCCCCCCCCUUUCUGACCGAUAAACGAUAGUGCUGGGUGCCAGUUCUGAAGGUGACAGUUCUGUUUGUUGGCGGGGCGAAUAUUUUUUUGUAUAAAAUUGUUUUUUUUUAAUUAAAUGAGUGAAUACCUUUUUUAAUGUCAUACUUAUUUUUGCUAAUACAACGCAUUGGUCCUCUCUUGCGCAGUACCCCAGACUAGAGUUGGGCUCACCGUGCUAAAUGAGACCAAUGGGCUCACCGCGCUAAAUGAGACCAAUGGGCUCACCGCGCUAAAUGAGACCAAUGGGCUCACCGCGCUAAAUGAGACCAAUGGGCUCACCGCGCUAAAUGAGACCAAUGGGCUCACCGCGCUAAAUGAGACCAAUGGGCUCACCGCGCUAAAUGAGACCAAUGGGCUCACCGUGCUAAAUGAGACCAAUGGGCUCACCGCGCUAAAUGAGACCAAUGGGCUCACCGCGCUAAAUGAGACCAAUGGGCUCACCGUGCUAAAUGAGAACAAUGGGCUCACCGCGCUAAAUGAGACCAAUGGGCUCACCGUGCUAAAUGAGAACAAUGGGCUCACCGCGCUAAAUGAGACCAAUGGGCUCACCGCGCUAAAUGAGAACAAUGGGCUCACCGCGCUAAAUGAGAACAAUGGGCUCACCGCGCUAAAUGAGACCAAUGGGCUCACCGCGCUAAAUGAGAACAAUGGGCUCACCGCGCUAAAUGAGAACAAUGGGCUCACCGCGCUAAAUGAGAACAAUGGGCUCACCGCGCUAAAUGAGAACAAUGGGCUCACCGCGAUAAAUGAGAACAAUGGGCUCACAGCGCUAAAUGAGAACAAUGGGCUCACCGCGAUAAAUGAGAACAAUGGGCUCACCGCGAUAAAUGAGACCAAUGGGCUCAUCGCGCUAAAUGAGAACAAUAGGCUCACCGUGCUAAAUGAGACCAAUGGGCUCACCGUGCUAAAUGAGACCAAUGGGCUCACCGUGCUAAAUGAGACCAAUAGGCUCACCGUGCUAAAUGAGACCAAUGGGCUCACCGUGCUAAAUGAGACCAAUGGGCUCACCGCGUUAAAUGAGACAUCUGUCAUAAUAAUAGUAAUAAUAAUAAUAACUUCCAUCCAAUAUUUCAUGCAUUGUUCAUCAGCCCCCCUCCCCCCCCCCAAACACACACCACUUUGACUAUAAAACCUCAUAAAUAACAUACCUACCACUGAAUCCAUCUUUCUCCUCCCCCCUACCCUCAAAAAGGUUGGAUUCGAGGUGAGUGAAAUCAUCGACGGAGGAAGAGGAGUGAUGAAGCGGUCGGCGAGGGUGGCCCCGUCCCACCGCAAAAUGGGGCUGCUGCACAUCAUGGACUUUCACCUGGACGACUGGGCGCGCGCCACUCUGCCUGGCCUGAAGCACGAGCUCAUGAGCGUCGUGGACAAGACGUAUGAGAAGGUGGCCAAGGAGUUCACUCACCUGGGAUACUCCUUGGCGUGGCGGCAGGUACAUCUGAUUGCACGUUUUAAGGGUGUGUGGGGUUGGGGGGGGGGGGCGCUUAUAUUUCUUUUUGGGACAGUAGCAGUACUUCAAAUAAUGGCUUAAAAAACUCAAAUGAAUUGAUGACAACUCUCAGUUGAAUCAAAAUAUAAGACAUUGUAGAUGAGGAUAAAUUAUGUACUUAACUGUGUUGGUAGUGUCUGUAGAUGUAUUGGUAGUGUUUGUAGAUGUGUUGGUAGUGUCUGUAGAUGUGUUGGUAGUGUCUCUAGAUGUAUUGGUAGUGUUUGUAGAUGUGUCGGUAGUGUUUGUAGAUGUGUUGGUAGUGUUUGUAACUAUGUUGGUAGUGUCUAUAAUUAUGUUUGGUAGUGUUUGUAAUUUUGUUGGUAGUGCCUGUGAAUGUUGGUAGUGUCUGCAAUUGUGUUGGCAGUAUCUGUAAUUGUGUAGUUAGUGUCUGUAAUUGUGUUGGUAGUUUCUGUAAUUUUGUUGGUAGUGUCUGUAAUUUGAUUGGCAGUGUCUAUAAUUAUGCUUGUAGUGUCUGUAAUUAUGUUGCAAAAUUACAGAUAGUGCCUACUUAACUCAUUCAUCACAAGACCUACUUGACUCAUUCAUCACAAGACCUACUUGACUCAUUCAUCACAAGACCUACUUGACUCAUUCAUCACAAGACCUACUUGACUCAUUCAUCACAAGACCUACUUGACUCAUUCAUCACAAGACCUACUUGACUCAUUCAUCACAAGACCUACUUGACUCAUUCAUCACAAGACCUACUUGACUCAUUCAUCACAAGACCUACUUGACUCAUUCAUCACAAGACCUACUUGACUCAUUCAUCACAAGACCUACUUGACUCUUCUACUUCUUUAUUUUAAAGAGGGCCCACGAUCAAUGAAUUGAUCAUUCUGGCUCCUAUGUUUCAGAGGGGUUGGCGAUGUUACUGUCCAUGGGUUUCAAUGGGAUGCUUCACUGGUGGCAAGGGCGACUCAGCAGUGGUGUUAUGAACUGGGGGUUGGAAUACAGGAGGCAAUAGACACAAAUGCGUCGAGUGUAGCCGCCUCAACUGUUGCUUUUGGAAGCUUGUUCCAGUCCCCUAUUGUCUUCGGCAGGAAUGAGGAGCUCCUGUACUUUGUUCUUGUUUUUACCAGCCGGAACUGUCUGUCGUGGCUUCGUCGCAGUCUAGAGGGAAGAUGAACGAGUUUCUGUUUGAUUCCGGAGCAGUGGACCAGCCCAUUUUUGAUCUUGUACAACAUGGUGAGCCUGGAUAGUCGUCGUCGUUCUUCCAAUGUUGACCAGCCCAGUGUUUCCAGCAUGCUGCCAACACUUUAGGUGUUUCUGUAGCGGUUCAUGACAAAGCGUGCUGCCCGUCGCUGGACCGCCUCCAACCUGUCGAUGCUUUUCUGGGUAAAUGGGUCCCAGACUGUAGAAGCGUACUCUAAAAUAGGCUGGACAAAGGCUUUAUAGGCAUUUUCUUUCCCGCUUGAGUUUCCGAUCUUCAGAUUGCGCCUUAGGAACCCCAGGGUCUUGUUUGCCCGGUUGCACACACUGUUAAUGUGCUCGACUCCUUCAUCACAAGACCUAGUUAACUUACUUAUCAAAUAACCUACUUUACUCAUUCAUCAGAAGACCUACUUGACUCAUUCAUCAAAUGACCAUCUUGACUUAUUUAUCACAAGAUCUACUUUAAUUAUUCGUCACAUGACCUAAUAUGUUCAUUCAUCACAAGACCUUGUUUACUCAAUCAUCAAAAGUCCCAUUUUACUCAUUCAUCACAAGACCUACAAGACUCAUUCAUCAGAAGACCUACUAGACUCAUUCAUCACAAGACCUACAAGACUCAUUCAUCACAAGACCUACUAGACUCAUUCAUCACAAGACCUACUAGACUCAUUCAUCACAAGACCUACUAGACUCAUUCAUCACAAGACGUACUAGACUCAUUCAUCACAAGACCUGCUAGACUCAAUUAUCACAAGACCUACUAGACUCAUUGUUCACAAGACCUACUAGAUUCAUUCAUCACAAAACCUACUAGACUCAUUCAUCAUAAGACCUACUAGACUCAUUCAUCACAAGACCUACUAGACUCAUUCAUCACAAGACCUACUAGGCUCAUUCAUCACAAGACCUUCUUGACUCAUUCAUCAAAAGACCUUCUAGGCUCAUUCAUCACAAGACCUACUAGACUCAUUCAUCACAAGACCUACUUGACUCAUUCAUCAAAAGACCUUCUUGACAUUUUAUCACAAGACCCGCUUUGCGCAUUCAUCACCUGACCUAAUUUGUUCGUUCAUCACAAGACCUUACUUGCUCAUUUAUCCCAUGACUUACUUUGCACCUUUAUCCCAUGACCUAAUUUACUCUAUUAGCACAAGACCUAAUUUACCCAUGUCUCACACGGCCUUCCUGGCUCAUUCAUCACAAUAACUUCUUGACUAAUUCAUCACAAAACAUACUUUGCUCAUUCUUCACCAGACCUAUUUUUCUCUUUCAUAUUAAGAUUUUUAAAAAGUAUGAAACUGUAUGACUGACACUUAUAUCGGUUCUCAUCCAAAGUAAAAAAAAAAAAAAAAAAAGUUUACAGUGGUUCUAUAAUUGUUCAGGACGUCACCAGACCUAUUUUUCUCUUUCAUAUUAAGAAUUUUAAAAAGUAUGAAACUGUAAGACUGACACUUAUAUCGGUUCUCAUCCAAAGUAAAAAAAAAAAAAAAAAGUUUACAGUGGUUCUAUAAUUGUUCAGGACGUGCGGGUUUUGCUGUUCGACACUAAGGACUUCAAAGGCGUCGACGAGAAACAGGAAACGCCCUACACCGUCUCACCUUUGACCCACGAGGACUUGCGGCACCUUUUCCAGUGCAGCGCUGUGGUGGACAAGCUGUUCCCCAAUAAACUGCUGCUGCUCUACGGGGUGGGCUGCGGGGCGCUGGCCGAGAACAUCUUCUACAUGAAGACCCCCGGGCGGGACGUCUUCGGCUCCUCGGCCACGCCCGCGAUGUCAGAGACCCCGACCAACUACUGGUACCAGCGGAACUUCACCGACGACAUGAUCACGACCGCGGACAUGCUGACCUUCGCGUACAACUACACCGGCGACCUCGGCUUGAUCUACAUCAUCGACAUCUACGCCGCGGAGGGCUGCCCGGAGAGGGCGCUACGCGAGCACAUCAGGUACCACCUGAGGACGAUCUGCCGCCUGAACCGGGGCGGCGGCCUGUUCGGCCUGGGGGUCAACCAGCACGUGACCGUCGAGCAUGUGUUGGCGAUUCUCAAAGAGCACGGCAUCGAGACGCCGUUGCCGAACUCUGAGAUCGCUAAUGUUCUUGUCAAGCGGGAUGUGGGAUCCGCUUGA